Eruca vesicaria subsp. sativa (arugula) is the source of this 753-nucleotide messenger RNA. Lineage: Eukaryota; Viridiplantae; Streptophyta; Magnoliopsida; Brassicales; Brassicaceae. The record is from the annotation of a GenBank genome assembly.
AUGAAGUUCAACGUCGCGAAUCCGACCACUGGUUGCCAGAAGAAGCUCGAGAUCGACGAUGACCAGAAACUCCGUGCGUUUUAUGAUAAGAGACUCUCUCAAGAAGUCAGUGGAGAUGCUUUGGGCGAGGAGUUCAAGGGGUACGUUUUCAAGAUCAUGGGUGGGUGUGACAAGCAAGGUUUCCCAAUGAAGCAGGGAGUUUUAACUCCUGGCCGUGUUCGCCUUUUGCUUCACAGAGGAACUCCUUGCUUCAGAGGACAUGGAAGGAGGACCGGAGAGAGGAGAAGAAAGUCUGUUCGUGGUUGCAUUGUCAGCCAAGAUCUCUCUGUUCUUAACCUUGUCAUCGUCAAGAAGGGUGAGAAGGAUCUUCCCGGGCUUACCGAUACCGAGAAGCCAAGGAUGAGGGGACCUAAGAGAGCUUCCAAGAUCCGUAAACUGUUCAACCUCACUAAGGAUGAUGAUGUGAGGAAGUACGUCAACACUUACCGCCGCAAGUUCACAAACAAAAAGGGUAAGGAAGUGAGCAAAGCCCCCAAGAUCCAGAGGCUUGUCACUCCUUUGACACUUCAGAGGAAGAGAGCUAGAAUCGCCGACAAGAAGAAGAGGAUUGCUAAGGCUAACUCUGAUGCAGCUGAGUACCAGAAGCUUCUUGCCUCAAGGUUGAAGGAACAACGUGAGAAGAGGAGUGAGAGUUUGGCAAAGAAGAGGUCUAGACUCUCUUCUGCUGCUGCCAAGCCUUCCGUUACUGCUUGA